AUGGCAGAAAGUAUAGAACGUGUUGCUAUUGAUAAAUCUGGUACUCUUAGAUCAUUUUAUGAUGGAUGUCGAGAUAUUAUACGAGGAAAAUUAAUUGGAAACUUCAUGACAAAUUCUACUUUAUGUAAAGAACAACCAAUAUGCUUAUUAAUAAACGGUCGUACAGUCGAAUGUCAGAAUCUUCUCGAAAUGAUGAAAUUUGAUUGUGAAUUACGAUUGAGUAUUUACCUUAAAUUGGUUCCAGUGAAUGGAAUAGCUUCAUUGAUGGAUUAUCCUCGACGCAUUGACCAACACACCCGUUUCAUAUAUUUUCAAUAUAAAACACACACAGAAUCAUGUUCUGACAGCUUUGAUAUGUCACAAAUACCUUCGUUUUCUAAAACUUUUGCCACACAUAUUAUCACUGAGAUUAAUUGGGGUAUGAAUAUUAUUAUUGUACUGCAAUUAGCACCUGAUCAAGCAAUAAAAGUUGACUCCAUACUUAACCAAAUAUGUAUGUCUUUAAUAAAUGAUAAACGAGCAAUGGAAAUGGAUCAAAAAGAAGAAGAUUUAUGCAAUAAUAUUAUAUCAACAACAGUCUAUUCAAAUAUAGAUGAAUUUACUAAAUUAAACAAAUUAACAGAUGUAUACCGAGAAAUUUUCAAAUUCAAGAAAGUUCGGCAUGAACAUCAACGAUUAAACUACAUUCUUUAUCCAACCAAAACUUUGUAUCCUGAACGUACGGCUGAUAAUAUAAAAUUUAUAUCCAUUGAUCUCACCGUGUUAGAAUCGUUAGAAGUCUAUUUACUUCAACUAUUCAAUGAACUUAAACAAUUGCAUAUACGUCUUCAUUGUGAUUUGCCUGAUCUAUUAAAAGAUAAAUUAGAAAAAGAGUUAAAAAUGGCUCAUAAAUCUCUUCAAGAUAUACAUGAGACUCAUGAACAACAACUUCAACAAAUUCGCGAAUUAGUCAUAGAAAUUCGCAAAGGAAUUAAUAUAGAAAGGACGGGGGCGCAUAAGAACGUGAUUUGGCCCACUGAGGAUUUUCACAUAUUACUCAGUACAAUCUUAUCUAGAAUGAAAGAGUUUUUAUCGC
This is a messenger RNA of Rotaria sp. Silwood2, 1075 nucleotides long. The record is from the annotation of a GenBank genome assembly. NCBI's taxonomy places the organism in Eukaryota, Metazoa, Rotifera, Eurotatoria, Philodinida, Philodinidae.